This is a messenger RNA of Bathycoccus prasinos, 672 nucleotides long. RefSeq lists its product with no specific name. The record is from RefSeq and is a predicted model, not a curated record. Gene Ontology annotation, cellular component: nucleus. NCBI's taxonomy places the organism in Eukaryota, Viridiplantae, Chlorophyta, Mamiellophyceae, Mamiellales, Bathycoccaceae. The transcript has a single exon. The coding region runs from base 1 to 672 and encodes 223 amino acids. Gene Ontology annotation, molecular function: histone H2A acetyltransferase activity; protein N-terminal-serine acetyltransferase activity; histone H4 acetyltransferase activity.
AUGACGUCUUUGUCGAGAGGAGAAGAUGAAGAGGAGAGGAAAAGGAGAGUGGCAAACGCGGUGCCGAAAACGUGGUUGGAGAAAACUGCGCUCUCUGUGAGUGAUGAUGCUUUUAGUAAACGUCUGUUCGUGAGAUGCUACGCGUCACAUUUGGAAAUCGAAAACAACGAGAACGUCAGAGAUUGGAUGUACGCGCUGACGGAAACGAACAUGCGAGAGAUGUACGAACAGACGUGGGGAUGGAACUCGUUGGAGAAACGGAGAGAGUUGAGCGAUCAAAACGCGAAGUUUGUUUUGGUCUUUACUCGGGAGAUGAAGAGGGGGGAGGAGGGAAAGGAGGCAAAAGUGGCUUUGAAUACUACGGACGAAGACGAAGACGAAGAAAAACCGGUGGCGUUCGCACACUAUCGAUUCGAGGUGGACGACGACGAUGUCGCGUCGGUGUACAUAUACGAGUUACAGGUGGAGCAAACGAUGAAACGGUCCGGGUUAGGAAGGGUGUUGAUGCGAGCGUGCGAAAAGAUAGGAUGCGCUUUAGGAUUGAAACACGCGGCGUUGACGGUGUUGAAAACGAACCAAGCUGCGAGGAGCUUUUACGCGAAGAUUGGGUACGAGGAAACCGAUCACGCGCCGGUGGAUGCGCACUACGUGAUCAUGCGGAAACGAAUUUAG